This is a messenger RNA of Phasianus colchicus (ring-necked pheasant), 1980 nucleotides long. It is a transcript of the gene CFAP107, whose product is annotated as cilia and flagella associated protein 107. The record is from RefSeq and is a predicted model, not a curated record. NCBI's taxonomy places the organism in Eukaryota, Metazoa, Chordata, Aves, Galliformes, Phasianidae. Gene Ontology annotation, cellular component: axonemal microtubule. Gene Ontology annotation, biological process: flagellated sperm motility.
GGAGCCCCGCGGGGCGGCCGGCGGGCCAUGGCGGUGCCGGCGGCGGUGCUGCUGCUGCUGCUGCUGCUCGCUCUGCUCGUGCCCCUGGCGGGGCUGGUGCUGGGCACCGUGCUGCUCGGACUGCCCAGCUACGACAUCCCGGCCGGGGUGAACCAGCCUGCCAAGCUGCGUCUGGUGCUGGCCGUCCUGCUGGGCACGGCGGCCCUGGGAAGGAUUUUGGAGAAGACAGGACUUUGCAGCCAAAUCACUUUUGGCCGAUACGUGCGCCAGGGACGGAGGCUGAGGGUGGACCCGAAGCUGUUUAUCCAGGAUCUGCAGUUUAACAAAGUACCUGUGAGGGUGUACCAGCCAAAAGCCACAUGUCACGGGCGAAGGAGAGCUAUCCUCUUCUUUCAUGGAGGAGGAUGGGUGUUUGGAAGUCUCGAUACCUAUGAAAAAGUGUGCCGCUACUUAUCCAGAGAAAGUGAAUCCGUAGUUGUAUCUGUUCAGUAUCGUUUAGCUCCUGAGCACAAAUACCCUGCUGCAUAUGAAGAUUGUCUUAAUGCUACCGUACACUUUAUGAGGAGUACAGAGCACUAUGGGGUGGAUCCUGCCCAGAUCAGUGUCUGUGGGGACAGUGCUGGGGGCAAUCUAGCUGCUGCUGUUAGCCAGACCCUGGCAGGUAGAGCAGACCUCCCCAGGCUGCGUGCUCAGAUCCUGAUCUACCCAGGCCUUCAGGCACUGGACUUCAAUUUGCCAUCCUAUCAUCAGAAUCGGGGAGUUCCUCUCUUAUUCCGGGAACGCGCUGCUUUCUUUGCUUUGCAGUACUUAAACGGGGAUGCAUCACAUAUGCAGGAGGUCCUGAAGGGCUCUCAUAUCCCUCCAGAUAUGAGGCAGAAGUACAGGAAGUGGGUGAGUCCAGAUAACAUCCCUGAAGAGUUUAAAGUCAGAGGAGUGAAGCCACUUAACCCCUCCAAUUUUAUGGCUGAAGUUUAUGAGACGGUGAAGCGGUUCUGUGAGCCCAACCUGUGCCCCCUGCUAGCUGAAGAUGCUGUUGUUCAGUCCUUCAUCUUGACUUGUGAGUAUGAUGUACUAAGAGAUGACGGCUUGCUGUACAAGAAGAGGUUGGAGGACAAUGGAGUCCGAGUGACCUGGUGCCACCUCGAGGAUGGGUUCCAUGGAAUCAUAAGCCUGUAUGAUUAUGAACCCAGCCCCACUACUGGAGUGACAGUCACUGAGCAGCCAGGAAAGACAGCGCUGGUGAGACAAAGAAAUACGAGUGAACCAAAAAAAGAUGGAGAGGAUUGGUGGAAAGUUCAACCAAAGUACUCGACUAAAGUUCUCAUUGGAAACUGGCUGGAAGAGAGAAAAAGGUUUAUAAAACCCUGUGGGAAACUUGGCUGCAGCGUGUACAGCACAGACUUCACUCACUUCCCAGAUCACAAACCAGAGCGAACACUAAGAGCAACCAUGAUGAAGAAGUACGAGGGCCUGCCAGCACAGCACUUCUUCACACACCACGAGGAACCGAGGAGCCGACAUUUAGUGUCAGAGUAUGAGGAUAACUACAACAGACAUGGUUAUGUUCCCUUUCUGCCUCCCCUCCGCAGCUGGAACGGACGCAAGUUUGCAUGGGUUCCUCAGAAAUCAGACUUCCCCAUUCUUGAACCACCCACCAACUACGGACUUCUUGAGCACCUGAAGAGAAAAUGGCACAGGAAAGAAGCUGGAGUGAUGAACAGCAUCUACACCAUUUCCUAUGAAAAGCCACCAGUGUCAGCUUUUGCUCCAUGCCAGUUCAGACGCGCAGCUAAACCUCACGGCCUCUCCUCCAGGAGGGGACAGCUUCCCCAUGUUAGCAGAAUCCUGGACUAUGAAGGGGGUCAGAGAUACCUGCAAGCCCUCAGCCAACUAGUGAGAGACACAAAGGCAAGAGCUGCCUCCAUGUAAACAGCUUAGUGUGAUCUUAAGCACUACUUAAUACAGCUUGUUGCUGAUGGA